AUGAUGAAGCGACUGCCCGAUAAAACUGUCUCGCAGCUCCGCGCAUCUGCCUUGAUACUCACACCCCUCCAGGUCAUCGAAUCGCUCAUCCAGAAUGCAGCUGAAGCAGGUGCGACGCACAUCCGCCUCUCCAUCUCACACGACAGGAGCAGUGACGUCCCCUUCGCGACCGUUCCUCGCUCGCUCACAGUGUCAGACGAUGGGCCUGGCAUAGCAUCAGACGACCUAGAGCGCAUCAUCUCUCAGCCCCACCACACUUCAGAUCCAACCUCCACAAAGAAUGGCGUGUUCCUCCAUAGCCUCGCGACUGUUGGACGACUGCAGAUCACCAGCAGAGGCCACACUCGAACGAUCCAAUUUGGGCAAGACGUGCGCACGUUGGCAUCCCCAGCACAAGUUCACACAAACGGCACGUCAGUAUGCGUAGAUCGCCUGUUUGACAAUCUGCCAGUCCGACAGCGUAGCCUUGCAUCGCUGACGCUGACCCUGGAUCGACUUCCUCAUCGUCUGAAGGCAUGGUCGAUCGCUCAGCCUCAAAUUGGCUGGCAGGCAAGGCAGAUCAUUCACUGUCUCGAUGGCAGCAAGAAAGAAAAGGUCAUAUUCAGCCUCGCCAGCUCGCCCGGUCGCACUCCUUUGCAAGUCUUUGGCUUGCUCCACGAAGCUUCAUACGCUCAACACUGUGGCAACUUUAGCAUUCGCGAGAGUGCUUUUCAAUUGUCAGGCUUUUACUCGCUUCGCCUCUCGACUAGCCGUCAGCUACAAUACAUCGACCUCAACGGCGUUCCCAGCGCAGAAACGGAAUUCUACGACAAGGCGGUUGAGUCGCUCUGCCACGUUCCCAGUCUGCACGUCCACAGUCCUAAGCGAGCACGCGCAAACAAGACAGCAGAUGCAACUCGUUAUGCCGUCUUUGCGUUCUCACUCCGGUGCAAAGCCGAUGAGGCUGCAAGCCAAGCAGCGCUCCUCGAACACGCUCUGCGAUUGCACCUGGAAUACAGCGGCUUCAUCAGCCGAGCUACGCCUCAAACUGCCGAUCAAUCCGUCUGCUCGCCCUCGCCGUUAACAAAACGACCGGCGCCCAUGCUUUCGCCGCACGCUCGCGACUCGCAGCCACGAAGAUCACCUGCCUUUCGGCGUGCGCAGUCCGACGCAUCGCCUGCCGGGACUGGGCCACGGCCCCAAUGGUUGCAAGCUCUUCCGCUCGCAGUCUCGCCAUCAUCAGCUGAACUACCAAUGCGUUCACUUGCAUCCGUCUCGCAGAAGAGCUUCUCGUUGCCGCCCGCAGCUAGAGUGCAAGUUAUUGCGCAGGUAGACUACCGCUUGCUCUUAUGCGCUCUGUCCGACUCAAGUGUAAGCAAGACCUUGGUCGUGAUCGAUCAACAUGGCCUGGACGAACGAGUACGCUACGAAAACCUGCUCGAGCAGCUCGCGCCGCCCCUGAUGACCAUCUCGCUCGACAGACCGCUCCAGAUACUGUAUGACAGUCAUCCCACUCAAGCUGCUAUGCAGAGGCUGCGUCGUUGGGGCUUCGAAUGCACAGCAAGCGGCAGCACUGUACAGAUCAGAACACUACCAGAACUUCUGGCUCAAAGACUCUACCCGCCCCAGACUGACACGCCUACCAUCGGCGGCUAUGCAUUGCAGCAGGCAUCACCGGUAACCGACGCUUCACUGUUCGAGACAGGCUCGCGUGCCGAGAAGUCAGACGCUCGGGAAGAGCAUGUAGCAGCAGCUGCGAUGGCUUCAAAGGACUACUUUGAGGCACUGUUGGAGCUGCAGGGCUAUGAAUACUUAGCACCGGUAGAUGACAACCUGAUCUGCCCGAUCUGCAGACAAGCAUGGGUCGAGCCACUGAUGACGCCCGAGUGUGAGCAUGUCUUCUGUGCUCGCUGCCUGCACAACGCUCUCGAGCCAGCCAUCAAUGCCUCUCCGGCAGGCGAGGAAGAUGGCGUCGCACAAGCAGCAGCUCGCUGUCCGACUUGUAGGCUGGCCAUACCUGCCGCACCAACGGGACGUUCCUCACCCGCUGCGUACCGCUCGAAGCAUCUCCCUCCUCGGCAACCCUCGAGACACCUCGCCCGACUGAGAGAGCAAUUCGCCAUCAGGCCCGCCCCCCGCUUUAUCACUCAGAUGCUCGAAGAGCAGCUCGUCAGAUGCCUCUACAGAGCUCAGGCUUGCCCCUGGACUGGCGAGAGGCAGCGCUUGCUCGACCACCUGACCUCUUCCGAGCAAGACGGCUGCUUACUCGCCCGGGAAGAUUGCGGACGUGCAGAUUGCACGGAAGUGCUCGACCGAGCCAGCACCGUCGAUGCGCUUCACCGGCAUGUAGAGGGCUGCGGUUGGCGGCUGACAUCUUGCUCAGGCUGUCAAGCCUCUCUACGAUGCAACGAGCUGCAGAGUCACUCUCAAACCUGCCCCGCCCGUGGAGAGACAUGUCCUCAUUGCGAGCGCGCAGCAGACGCUACGGCAGACCGCUCUGACGAUAUUGUCCGAUCACCGCCACAGACUUUGGACAAGACCGCCUUGAUCGAACACAUCUCAAUCUGCCCACAUGUUGUCGUUCCCUGUCCGCAUGCCCGAUAUGGCUGCGAACACAUCGGAGCGCGCUCGAGCUUGACGACCGAGCACCUGCUCAUCGAGUGUCCCUUUGAGCCUCUGAAGGCGUUCUUGUCCGUCUUCCAAGCCAACAUCGAUCGUCUCUCGACAGAGAAUGCGCAACUCAGAGGGCGGCUUCACGACGUCGAGGCAGGUCACCGCCAAUUGCGGGCAAGAUCUGACGAAGUCAGGUCUUCCUUGGCGGGAUUCUACGUUCCGCGCACCGGCGCCACUACUGUAGCAGACGGUGCCUUCCCCUUUCCAACAACUGCACUAGAUGUAACUCCACCGAUUGGAGCGGCAGGCACACAGUACGCUACAGCAGGCAGUCGCUCCGUGGCACCCUUGCAAUCGACUAUCCGUGACAUGCACGCAACGCUCAACGAAGUCACGCGGGGUCUCGAAGCGCUUGAGCUCAAGCAAGAUAUGAGCAUCGCCAACGAGACAAUCCACAUCCAGGAAGAGCUGCAAUCCCUCAGAGGCGCAGUCCACACGGUCAGAAUGCAGCAACACUACCUCAUGAUGGAGCGCAGAGAAGCUAUGCUCGGCUCUACACUCGCCAAUCCUAGCACGAGUCCCGACAUGCUCAAUGAAGCCAAUAUGGCGCUACGGCAGGAAGAUCUAGGCGCCGGUAUGGCUGCCCGUUAUCGGUAUGGUGCUUCCACGCUGUCUAUGGGCGGCUACCCUUUGCAGCCGCCCGGUCUCUACUCACCUCGCCCUCGCUUCUCGCCACCCGAUACAAAGCUGUGA
Messenger RNA from Mixia osmundae IAM 14324, 3345 nucleotides. RefSeq lists its product as uncharacterized. Gene Ontology annotation, cellular component: mismatch repair complex. The record is from RefSeq and is a predicted model, not a curated record. Bases 1 to 3345 code for a protein of 1114 amino acids. The transcript is spliced from 7 exons. Gene Ontology annotation, molecular function: ATP hydrolysis activity; ATP-dependent DNA damage sensor activity; ATP binding. Gene Ontology annotation, biological process: mismatch repair. Lineage: Eukaryota; Fungi; Basidiomycota; Mixiomycetes; Mixiales; Mixiaceae.